AUGUCUACCUUCACAGAAACUGCAAACGCUUCUAGCAAUGUGGAACAAAUAUUACCUUCAUACUAUUAUUACGUCGAUCCAGAAGUAUCAUACCAACCACAAAUACCCAAUCCAUUAGAUGAUCUCAUAUCCAUAUAUGGUUUAGAUGAUCUUUCAAGACAAGUAGCUAGAUCCAACACAGAAACUGGUAUCAAAGCAGUAAAACUACGGAAAUCAUACAAGAAUCAAAUUUCUGAUCUUUCAGGGAAAUUCACCACUAUACCGACAAGAGAAAAUGGUAAAGGUGGAGAAAUUUCACAUAUUCUUUUCCAAAAUAAUCCCGAUAUGAUGAAUCAAAUUCAUAGAAACACUUCCAAAAAUGAUAAUGAAUGGAUUGAACAUGCACGAAAUAGAGAUAUGGAUUUAUUCCAAUCUACUAAGAAUAUGGAUUGGAAUGUUUGUAAUAAUGUCAUUUCUCAAUUUGAAAAAUCUUACCCAUCUGAAUUUCAACAACAACAAUUUAAUGUGGAUGAUUUAGCAUUUGAUUUGGAUGGAACUGGGAAGAAUAAUGGUAAUAUUCCUGGUAGCGUAGGUAAUAACAAGAAAAGGAAAAAUAAAUCAAAUGGAUCAUCGAUGGCUACACCAAAUAGUGAUGUCCAACAAGAGGAUUUGAAAAGAAGAAGAUUGGAAUGA
Naumovozyma dairenensis CBS 421 is the source of this 672-nucleotide messenger RNA. RefSeq names its product Rox3p (gene ROX3). Gene Ontology annotation, molecular function: transcription coregulator activity. NCBI's taxonomy places the organism in Eukaryota, Fungi, Ascomycota, Saccharomycetes, Saccharomycetales, Saccharomycetaceae. Gene Ontology annotation, cellular component: mediator complex; core mediator complex. The transcript has a single exon. The coding region runs from base 1 to 672 and encodes 223 amino acids. The record is from RefSeq and is a predicted model, not a curated record. Gene Ontology annotation, biological process: regulation of transcription by RNA polymerase II.